Messenger RNA from Penicillium maclennaniae, 1755 nucleotides. It is a transcript of the gene abr2, whose product is annotated as laccase abr2. The record is from RefSeq and is a predicted model, not a curated record. Gene Ontology annotation, molecular function: oxidoreductase activity; copper ion binding. NCBI's taxonomy places the organism in Eukaryota, Fungi, Ascomycota, Eurotiomycetes, Eurotiales, Aspergillaceae. The coding region runs from base 1 to 1755 and encodes 584 amino acids. The transcript is spliced from 6 exons.
AUGGUGCGCGUCAAAUGGCUAAUUCCGCUCGUGGAGCUCAUUGCACUCGUUCAGGCCGCUCAGGUCCAAUUCUCGUUGGACCUUACGUGGCAACGGGGUGCUCCAAAUGGCAUGGAGAGGGACAUGAUCUUUGUUAAUGAUCAAUUCCCGGGUCCAGCUUUGGUGUUUGAUGAGGGAGAUGAAGUAACGAUUGAUGUUACGAAUCAUAUGCCGUUUAAUACGUCGAUUCAUUUCCAUGGAAUUGAGCAAAAGGGAACGCCCUGGUCUGAUGGUGUCUCUGGACUGUCGCAGUGGGCGAUCUUGCCUGGUGCCACCUAUCGAUACAAGUGGGUAGCUAAUACCUAUGGUACAUACUGGUAUCAUUCCCAUGAUAUGUCUAGAAUCAUGGAUGGCUUGUACGGGCCUAUUCGGAUUCGACCAUCUGCCGAUCGAGAGACGCCAUUCUCCAUGAUAUCUGAUGAUCCCGAUGACAUUGAGGCCAUGACUAAAGCGCAGGAAAACGCCGAGCUGGUGAUACUCUCCGACUGGGACCACUUGACAUCCGAUGCAUACAUGGAUGCCUUGAAAUACUCCGGCUAUGACAUCUUUUGCUCAGAUAGUGUGCUUGUUAAUGGCAGAGGAUCAAUCUAUUGCAAAUCCUCGGAAGAACUGACUGCUCUGCAACCGCCACAAGUCCGAGCAGUCAUCACCGACCCACUGACUGACAGAGGAUGUGAUCCAUUCAUGCGUGUAGUUCAAGGCGACUGGGAACACCACCCCGAAGCCCUGCCUGGUGGUCUGAACUCGGGCUGUGAACCUAGCGUCGGCCCCAUGACCGGCUUCACGGUCGAUCCUGAGGCCAAAUGGGCAAGUUUCAACUUCAUCAGCGCGGCCGGUCUCAAGGCCCUUGCUGUGUCGAUCGAUGAACAUCCCAUGUACGUCUACGAGGUCGACGGUCGCUACAUCGAGCCCCAGCUCGCGCAUUCAAUUCCCAUCUACAAUGGCGAGCGGUACUCCGUCAUGAUCAAGCUAGAUAAAGAACAUGCGAGCUAUACGAUGCGCGUUGCCGGCAAUGGUAAUCAGGUUAUCUCUGGCUAUGCCAACGUGACAUACGAGGGUUGCGAGAGUAAUCCGCGCGAAUCGAUCCCGUACAUCGAUUACGGCGGUGUCAACACCACGGCCGAUGUGAUCACGCUUGACACUCAUCACCUUCCCCCGUAUCCUCCCAUCCUGCCAGCCGCCAAGGCGAAUGAUUUCCAUCUCCUGACUCUUGGACGCAUCAAUUCAUCUUGGGAGUGGACUUUGGAUGGAACAACCUUCCUCCCGGCCGACCUCGCUGUCAUAGAACCCGCUCUUUACAACCGGAAGGCGCCGGGCUUGGACUCAUCUCUCAAGAUUGAGACGAUGAAUGAUACCUGGGUGGAUAUCGUCUUCCAGCUUGCCAUUCCGGAGCCGACGAAGCUCCAGCCGCCGCACCCUAUGCACAAGCAUUCCAACAAGGCUUUCUUGAUCGGAUCCGGCAUGGGUAACUUCAACUGGAGCUCUGUUGACGAGGCUCUGCAAGAGUCAACGGCGGACUUCUUGGAGACUCCGGUUUAUCGCGAUACUUUCGUUACUGCGCCGAACGGUGUCGCCUGGCUGGCGAUCCGAUACCAUGUUGAGAAUCCUGGAGCCUUCUUGUUGCACUGCCAUAUGGAAACCCAUCUUCAUACGGGAAUGGGCAUGGUUCUGCUCGAUGGCGUUGAUGCCUGGCCUGAGGUCCCGCACGGGCCGUAA